AUGGCAACUCCUAUUGAAGCAAACAUUCUCGAUGUCACGGGGCGAUGGCGUCUCAAUCGGUCUUUGUCAGACUCUCUAGAGUCUACUUUUGCUCUGCAAGGAAUUCCCUGGAUAGUUCGUAAAAUUAUCAACUGGGCGGAUCUGGAGCUCCAAUACAUAAAGCUUCCAGUAGAAAGCGACAGAACAGCGACAAAAUUCAGCUUUAAGCAGACCGUUCGACCUGGCGGGUUUGAUACUAAAAAUGAAUACAUUGUUGACGGGAAAAAGCGCACUGAUACGGUGCCCAUUUUUGGCGAAAUUACUAUGCACUGCGACUACGUUGGCCUCCAUGCUCUUACUUCGGGGCAACUUCUUGGUAGGGACAUUGAAAGCGUAGAUGAAGAACAUGCAGCUAUAGUAGAAGUUGUUGAGAGCGAGAAUAUGGGCUGGGUGACGACUACUGUAUGGGGAUUCGAGACAAUUGAUGGGGAGCGACGACUGUGUAAGUACAACACGACGGUGAAGGGUGAUCUUGUCGAGAAAGCUACAAUGGUUCACGAUUACAUUGGGGUACCUGCAGAGUGA
Trichoderma virens Gv29-8 is the source of this 564-nucleotide messenger RNA. RefSeq lists its product as uncharacterized. Lineage: Eukaryota; Fungi; Ascomycota; Sordariomycetes; Hypocreales; Hypocreaceae. The transcript has 2 exons. Bases 1 to 564 code for a protein of 187 amino acids. The record is from RefSeq and is a predicted model, not a curated record.